UGGUUUUCUCUUGCAGCCCUCAGAUUUGCAGCAAGGCACUGAGAACCACCAGCAAAUUGAGAAGCACGAGGCUGCAAGAUGUCGGGGCGGAGCGGGAAGAAGAAAAUGUCCAAACUGUCGCGCUCGAGCAGGGCCGGGGUGAUCUUCCCCGUGGGCAGGAUGAUGCGCUACCUGAAGAAAGGCACCUACAAGUACCGCAUCGGGGUGGGGGCACCCGUCUACAUGGCUGCUGUCAUAGAGUACCUGGCAGCUGAAAUCCUGGAGUUGGCAGGAAAUGCAGCACGGGACAACAAGAAAGGAAGGAUUGCCCCCAGACACAUCCUCCUGGCAGUUGCAAAUGAUGAGGAGCUGAAUCAGUUACUCAAAGGUGUGACUAUUGCAAGUGGAGGUGUCCUGCCCAGAAUUCAGCCUGAGCUUCUAGCCAAGAAAAGGGGUGCCAAAGGCAAAACUGAGACCAUCCUUUCCCCUGCUCCUGAGAAGAAGGGGAGGAAAUCCAUGGUGAACAAAAAGAGUGGGAAAAAGGCAAAGUCUACCAAGGCCCGGACGUCCAAAAAGAGCAAACAAAAGGACAAUGAAAAAGAAGGAGCUUCAAAUUCAACAACUGAAGAUGGACCUGGGGAUGGUUUCACUAUCUUGUCCUCCAAGAGCCUUGUGCCAGGACAAAAGCUUUCUCUGACACAGAGUGACAUCAGCCAUAUUGGCUCCAUGAAAGUAGAAGGAAUUGUUCACCCUACAACAGCUGAAAUAGACCUCAAGGAGGAAAUAGGCAAGGCACUGGAAAAGGCUGGAGGCAAAGAGUUCUUGGAAACAGUGAAAGAGCUUCGCAAAUCUCAAGGACCUUUGGAAGUUGCUGAAGCUGCACUCACUCAGUCUAGCGGCCUAGCAGCAAAGUUUGUCAUCCACUGUCACAUCCCACAGUGGGGCUCGGACAAGUGUGAAGAGCAGCUCGAGGAGACUGUCAAGAACUGCUUAACAGCUGCAGAAGACAAGAAGUUGAAGUCUGUGGCUUUCCCCCCGUUUCCCAGUGGCAGAAACUGCUUCCCAAAGCAGACAGCAGCCCAGGUGACCCUCAGAGCCAUUUCUACCCACUUUGAUGGCAGCAGCUCUUCCUCCUUGAAGAACAUUUACUUUCUGCUCUUCGACAGUGAAAGCAUUGGCAUCUAUGUGCAAGAAAUGGCCAAGCUAGACACGAAGUAGCAACGGCAGCCAAAUGAAACUUUAUUUUUCAACAAACUUGAGUAGCAUUCAAAGCAUUAGAGGUGGGUUUUAUUUUUUCAAUGUGAUGAGGAGGGGGGAGUGGUAGUAGUGUGACGUGUUGUGACUCGAUGGAGAGCUGUGAUUAGAGAUGAGAGGAGUUUAGUCUGAUUUCUUCAUGCCAUUUUUAUCACCUUAAACAAUUGAGUUAUCAUCUGGCUUCAGGAGUUUAGUGUCCUUUGUUACUUUAGUUUAGAGGUUUUUGAAGAGUAACCUCAUUUUAGAUUUGUAGUGAUGAUUUCUUCACACACACACACACUUGCCACUUUCAAGAAAGCUCUUAAAAAUGUUCUGUUCCUUUUUCCCCUUCCUUGAGGGUAGGUGGUAAACUUCUGCCUUCAGCCCACAGAGAGGUGAAAAGGGUUUUAGAAGUGAUGCAUGAGGAACUUCUGUUUUGCUUUUAAAUCACAAUAACCUCUGUAAUUACUGAGAAUAUUUCAUGGUGAUUUUGUUUGUUUUAUAAGAAAAAAAGAAAAAGA
Molecule: messenger RNA, 1733 nt
Organism: Agelaius phoeniceus (red-winged blackbird)
Lineage: Eukaryota; Metazoa; Chordata; Aves; Passeriformes; Icteridae
Gene: MACROH2A2
Product: macroH2A.2 histone
Biological process (GO): nucleosome assembly
Cellular component (GO): nucleosome
Molecular function (GO): protein heterodimerization activity; structural constituent of chromatin; DNA binding
Source: RefSeq, a predicted model, not a curated record